AUGUCUGCAUACCACAACCCUGAUUUGGCCGAGUGCUACGACCCCUGCGUCCGAUUUUCCUUCGGCGAUGGGCCAGCCCAGGAUGUACCCAUUUUUGAGGGAAACCUGCAAGGGAUCAUGUUGUCCAGACCGGCUGACGCAAAGGUCAACAUCGUCAGCAUAGGCACCAGAUCUGGACGAGUGCCAAUUCACCUUCUGGAUAUCGUGAAAGGGAACGGUGAUAGUGAAUUUACGAUCACUGGCAUCAUGCCUAGCUCUGCUAUGCUGGAUCGCGCGAGGAGGCUCUGGGCUGACGCACUGGAGAAGAGGAGGGCCCAUGCGAAGGACCACUGGGUGCAGUCCAGUGCUACGGAUUUUGUGGACGCAGUACUGGAGUGGCGAAGGGGCAGAUCUGGUUAUCUCUGCAGUGUUGAAACCCGGAGCGGGUGCUGUUGUCUCGAUCCUGCGGGACUUCAUGCCUUCCACCGCGGUCGAUUAUUCGGCCAAGCCUUCCAGCGACGCGCCUGCUCACAAUGCUUCUCCGCCCGCUUCCCAAACUAUCAAGGCGCCCUUCGGAUCCCCUCGGUAGACUACCCUAGUCUCGUGUACGUCAAGCACCCGAUGACGGAGAAGCUGGAGAAUGGUAUCAGGACCGAGAGCUUUAGGUUGGAUGUUGAAAAUGGCUAUGGGCAUGUACUUCGACAUCAUGGGUUGAGUUGGGAUGCGAACAUGGUUGGCAAAGGGCCUGGGAUAAUUCAGUCGACAAGGCAGGGUUGA
This is a messenger RNA of Trematosphaeria pertusa, 756 nucleotides long. RefSeq lists its product as uncharacterized. The transcript is spliced from 2 exons. The record is from RefSeq and is a predicted model, not a curated record. NCBI's taxonomy places the organism in Eukaryota, Fungi, Ascomycota, Dothideomycetes, Pleosporales, Trematosphaeriaceae. The coding region runs from base 1 to 756 and encodes 251 amino acids.